AAUACGUCCGAUGCCUGGCUCUCCUCCCAGCGGCGGAGCUGGUGAACUUGUUGGAGUUCAGAUUUUCGUUGGCGCAGAUAAACCUCGAGGGCGGACCGUUCUUUUUUGCCGAUGCUAAAAGACUUCCGGAUGACCGGAGCUUUUUCGCUGGCAGAGAUCUGUUGCUCGGGAACACGCUUCACGAGGCAGACCGCGUGAUGGCACUUGGCAUAGAGUUGGAGAACCUGACGGACAGUGGGGUGGACGACAUCAUCAAGUUCCUGGCACGCCAGAACGGCUUUUCGGAAGAAAAAGUCCUGAAAUACUUGGGCGUCUAUUUGGGCCUCGACGAUGACAGCACAUCCCGGUCCGAGAAAUUGGAGAAGCUGAACGAUCUGUUCACGAGGGCGGUGUUCCAGUGCCCCAUGCUGCUGUACGCGACAGAAGCGGCGAAGGGCGGUGCGAACGUCCGCUUCAUGGUUUUGGCAGAGGAGAAGAUGACGGCUAUUGAUCACGCCACAAACGACGGGACCUCCAGCGCCCACGGGAUCGACACCGGCGACGGUAUCGCCACGUACGGGGACGACCUGCGGUUGCUGUCGGGUGACCCUGCAGACCAGACUUUAACGACCGCCCAGAUCAGGCUAUCCCACACCAUGAUGGGUUACGUGGCGGCGUUCGCGAGCUCAGGGAAUCCGGGACAUAUUUCGGCAAGAGAAGAGUGGCCUCUAUACAUGGAAGCCGACAAGAAAGUUGUUCUGCUGAACAGCUCAAUGACGUGGGCUGAGGCCAAGUGGCGCGAAGAACCCUGCGGCCAGCUGAUGAACGUGUUAUCCAAGGUUUUCCAGGACGACGGCGAUCCUGAAGCGAUGCAGACUUCACCUGGUCAUGAGCACGCUGGCUCAGGGGUCAACUCGGGAGAAAUAGCCCGCACCGCCUCUCCGCCGGAUCCCAAUGCUGCACUUGCCGCCGCACCAACGGCUCCUUCCCUCGCUAAAUCUGGAACCACCGAUGGCUCUGGCCCGGCCUCCCAAACAGACAAGAGGUCAAAGUUUGGGACUAAACAUAUUUUGAUACUCUGCCUCGCCACUGCAGUCUUCUUCUCCGUGCUUAUCGUCCUCAUGCUUCCGCGCGGUCAAGAGGCGAGCCAGCCAAGAGGUACCUGCUCUGACACCGAGGAGCAGCUGUUCGUGAAAACUUCGCUGGGCGAAAUCAAGGGAGCCGCUGUUGAGACCAGGAGUGGCCUGCGCGCACGCGUCUUCCUCGGCAUUCCCUUCGGCGAAGGCACGACAGGAGCCCGGCGCUUCGACCUCGCCAGUAAGGUCACCAAGCUGCGCUCUCCCUUCGCGGCGGUGAAGCAAGGUCCCGCAUGCUUGCAGCCGUCAAUACACGUCCCGGUACUGCGGCCGGUCACGGUCAUGUCGGACAAUUGCCUCACCCUGGACGUCUGGGCUCCCAGCCGCUGCUCGAUGGAGCAAGAGGAGUCACUGCCGGUACUGUUUUUCCUGGGUGGCUGGAUGUUCCACAUCGUCAGCUGGAACGGCCUCUUCGACUGGAGCAGCAUGGCGAGCCAUGGCCGCGUGAUCGUGGUGUCCCCUAACUUCCGGAUCGGCGCUCCCGGCUUCCUGCACCGCAACGGAACCGGCCCGGAGAACGUGGGCGUAGAGGACAUCCUGCUCGCCUGGCGUUGGACCAAGGAGCACAUCGCGUCGUUCGGUGGCAACGCCAGCAACGUGGUGCCGUUGGGUCACUCGAGUGGCGGCUUUGUAGUCUCCGCCUUGCUUGCUAGACCUGAACUGCUCGAUGUGAACCGGUCGGUGAUUCUGGCACAGAGCAUGCUCACUGUAUCUCCGGAUAACAGUGGAGUGAAAGGAGUGCGCAAAACCGAGUACCUCGGUGAACUUUGCUGCGAGAAGUCGUCCUGCGCCGCAGAGCGGUCAAUUCCAGUAUACGUCCGAUGCCUGGCUCUCCUUCCAGCGGCGGACUUGGUGACCUUGUUAGAGUUAAGAUUUUCGUUGGCGCAGAUAAACCUCGAGGGCAAACCUUUCCUUUUCGCCCAUUCCAGUGCACUUCCUGAUGACCGGAGCUUUUUCGCCGGCAGAGAACUGUUGCUCGGGAACACGCUUCACGAGGCCGACCGCGUGUUGGCACUGGGCAUAGAGUUGCAGAACCUGUCAGACAGUGGGGUGAACGACAUCAUCAAGUUCUUGGCGCGCCAGAACGGCUUUCCGGAAGAUACAGUGCUGAAAUACUUAAGUGCGUAUUUGGGCCUCGACGACGAGAGCACAUCCCGGUCCGAGAAAUUGGAGAAGCUGAACGAUCUGUUCACGAAGGGGGCGUUCCAGUGCCCCAUGCUGCAGUAUGCGACAGAAGCGGCGAAGGGCGGUGCGAACGUCCACUUCAUGGUUUUGGCAGAAGAGAAGAUGGCCGCUAUUGAUCGAUCCAUCGGCCACGGGGUCACCAUCGGCCACGGGGUCGCCACCGGCGAUGGGAUCGCCACGUACGGGGAUGACCUGCGCUUGCUGUCGGGUGACCAGACUGACCAGAGUUUAACGACUGCCCAGACCAGGCUGUCCCACACCAUGAUAGGUUACGUGGCGGCGUUCGCGAGAUCAGGGAAUCCGGGGCAUAUUUCCGCUACAGAAGAAUGGCCUCUAUACACGGAAGCAGAAAAGAAAGUUGUUCUGCUGAACAGCUCAAUGACGUGGGUUCAGCCCAAGUGGCGCGCGGAACCCUGCAGCCAGCUGAUGUACUUGUUGUCCAUGGUUUUCCAGGACCACGGCCGUGUGUAAUGACGCCGUUAU
Molecule: messenger RNA, 2783 nt
Organism: Dermacentor silvarum
Lineage: Eukaryota; Metazoa; Arthropoda; Arachnida; Ixodida; Ixodidae
Product: cholinesterase
Exons: 6
Coding region: 198-2771 (857 amino acids)
Source: RefSeq, a predicted model, not a curated record